Molecule: messenger RNA, 1383 nt
Organism: Priceomyces carsonii
Lineage: Eukaryota; Fungi; Ascomycota; Pichiomycetes; Serinales; Debaryomycetaceae
Gene: MSF1
Product: phenylalanine--tRNA ligase
Exons: 1
Coding region: 1-1383 (460 amino acids)
Biological process (GO): phenylalanyl-tRNA aminoacylation
Cellular component (GO): cytoplasm; mitochondrion
Molecular function (GO): ATP binding; tRNA binding; phenylalanine-tRNA ligase activity
Source: RefSeq, a predicted model, not a curated record
AUGAUACAGUCGUUGAAAUAUGCCGCGAGUAAGGCUAUUCGUGGAUCAGCUCUUAUAGCUCGCGACAAACUUAUUAAAAGCUAUAGUCAAAGCACGAAGUCUUAUCCUGAAAAGAUAACUCUAGAUAGAAAUACUUUCAAGACUGACGAGUGGACCAAUGUUCCUUCAUUUAUCUUAGAGUUAACUGAGAGGAAGUUGCACCUCGACAAAAAUCACCCAAUUGGCAUCUUGAGAGAACUAAUUGAACAUAAUUUCAAUGGAUUAGGGUAUACCUUCUACAAUGAUUUCAAGCCAUGCGUAACGACAUAUGAGAAUUUUGACGUCUUGGGGUUCCCUCAAGAUCACCCGGGAAGAUCGAAGUCAGAUACAUAUUAUGUGAAUAAGGAUCAUCUUUUGAGAACUCACACCUCCGCACACGAACACGAAUGUUUCCAGACAUGUACAACACCUGGGUAUUUCAUUACCGCCGAUGUAUAUAGGAAAGAUGAAAUCGACAGGACCCAUUAUCCCGCUUUUCACCAAAUGGAAGGUGCUCGGUUAUGGUCUCAGAACCAGCCUAAUCUAGCUCAGCAAAUUUUGCAUGAUAUUGAUGCUAUUCCUAAAACAAAUAUCAUAGUAGAUGAUCCUUUCAGGGAUGUGCCCUUUAAUUCCGAGAAUCCAAAGCAGGACUACAUGUCAAAUGAAGAGGUAAGACUUAUAAGUAUUCAUCUCAAAAAGACUAUAGAAUAUAUGGUAAAUCUCGUCUUUGAAGCUGCUAAAGAGUCGGCUCUCUCAGCAGGCUCGACUGACCCGCUGUUGAAAGAACCAUUGAAGAUUCGUUGGGUCGAAGCUUUUUUCCCAUGGACUUCGCCUUCUUGGGAGAUCGAAGUCUGGUGGAAGGGUGAAUGGCUCGAAUGCUGUGGUUGUGGAUUAGUCCAGCAGCAAGUAUUAAAAAAUUCUGGGUUGCCAAAUGACAAGUUGGGCUGGGCUUUUGGAUUGGGAUUAGAUCGGAUUGCUAUGAUUUUGUUUGGAAUCCCCGAUAUUAGACUCUUCUGGACAUUAGAUGAGAGAUUUACGAAACAGUUUCUGCAAGGAAAGAUUCUGACAUUUGUUCCUUACUCAAAGUAUCCAGGAAUAAAGAGGGAUGUUUCUUUCUGGUUGAUUGAUGGCAACUCGUUGCAUGCUAAUGAAGUGAUGGAAAUCGUUCGUCAUCGAGGUGGUGAUUUGGUUGAAAAUGUCGAAUUAAUUGAUCAAUUUAUUCAUCCUAAAUCUAAAAAGCAUUCCCAAUGUUAUAGAGUUCACUAUCAAUCUAUGGAUAGAAACCUUACAAAUAAUGAAGUUAACACCAUACAUAAGAACGUAGAGGAUGAUCUAGUCAAAUAUUUUGACGUUGAAAUUCGUUGA